Messenger RNA from Toxoplasma gondii ME49, 2254 nucleotides. RefSeq lists its product as hypothetical. The record is from RefSeq and is a predicted model, not a curated record. NCBI's taxonomy places the organism in Eukaryota, Apicomplexa, Conoidasida, Eucoccidiorida, Sarcocystidae. The transcript is spliced from 6 exons. Bases 989 to 1681 code for a protein of 230 amino acids.
UUUUGUCACCAACUGUAAAGAAACGCAGUAGCUCGAGACCCAUUUGAACGGAAGCAAGAAAAUGCAUCUGAUUUAGAAGAACGCUCUAUCCUCAUGCUAAGGGGACCUUUGGUAUCGGUCAAGACGCACAGAUGCAACUGUAGAUCCCUAUGGAGUGCAGGAGAUCUGCAAGUGCUUCAGUUUCAGUCCUACCGGUGCUGAAACGCUAGUACUUUACCUUGGGUCGGAUUGACUGCCAGUCACCCACAGAUUUGUCAUAACAAGACUCAGAAAGCUGAGAAAAUGCCACAAUAGAAUCACAUAGAGAAUCCGUAUGUUUUGGAAUGGCUUCCUCGGAAGCGGAGAUGCACUGGCUGCUCCGUUUGAAGCCUGAACGUUGAAGGGACAAAUUGACGCCAAAUACCUAUCUUCUUGGUCUGCAUCGUUACAGUCCUGUCUUGGUAGAGGGGUGAAUUUGCCUUUUUCACUGGUGUCAGUUCAAUGUCAUUUCGUUGUCCGCUCAGACACGAACGACUACCAGGUACAUCCAUUCUCACGGAAGUGCAGCGCUCUUAGUACACAAAUCUGACUGUAAAGUGUGUUCUGUGUACAAGCAUUCGCUUUACUAGAGAUGCCAGCUGGUUCCAAGCGUGGCGUUCGUAGUAUUGAUUACAGGAAGCAAACGUUCGGGGCCUUGCUUUGGACGAUUUUUUGCUUGACACUUGAAAGCCGUCGAAGUUGGCUCCCAGUUCCUCAAGAAAAAUUGCACCUUUCCUUGUUAUUACAGAUGACUCCAUCUGGAACAAGCUCCGCUUGUGGCAAGGUCGAGCCGGUUACCGGGGUUCGCCUGGACAGACACCUGAGCUGCCAUCAGAUUUUGCCAAAGGAUUUCCGAAUGACGCAGCUGACUCACUACAGAAUACGCACCAAAGAACUUUGCGGGAGAUUCGCGAAGAAAAAACCAACAGGUCUGACGUGAAAACCUUCGUGUGACGUACGAAAGGAAAAAAUGGGACGGACCAAAGCAACAAGGGAACGAGCAAAAUGUGCAAGUGACUCCGACAGCUCUGAGUGUUCUGCUCCCGCAGCGGAAUUCGUCAAAGGGAAAGCGGUCACAACGCGGAAAAAAGGACGACUCUCUGAGGGAGCAGUAUACACAGUGGAGGAGGUGUUCCUUCCGUCAGUGUCACGCGAGUCGCUGUUAACGUUGAAUCCGUACAGCGAAAUUGAUAUUCUCUACCGACAAAUGGCGAGCAACUUGGAAAAGGCGAUAGACAGAGCACACAGGGCAGGAAUACCGAAGAAAGCAGCUGUAGACUUCGCUGAGGUGGAACAUGUGGCGACGGCAGCCAGGGAGCGGCUGAGGUCGAAACGGGACAACGUCGCAAUGCAGUUCACUGAGGCUGGCCAGCAAAUGCGUGUCCUCAAGUCCAAGCUCAACAAACUGGCUCAACGUAUCGCUGAAGCAGAGGAGGAGAACCCGAAAGCCAUUGCUCGUGUCUCAGCCGAUAUUGAAACAGAAGUCGAAGCAACCUUCCAACAAAUGAGACACAAAAAGGAAAAGAAGUGUCCUCCAGGCGCAAGAGCUGCUAAUACGGUUCGUAUGGAGAAGCGGCCCAACGAAGUGCCGAAAGGCAAGCGCUACCGUUCCGUGCCAGUUGACCACAUCGGGGACAUCCGUGGGUCCGUGGCUUUCAAGUGACCGUUUUGCUGCCACCGGUGAAUUACCGUAAUCUAAGGCUUUGCUGCGCUUGUCCCUAUUUGGACAUGAUUUAGCUGCGAACCGACGUUUUCGUGUUGUCUUGCAGAUCAUCCCAAUCGGUUUUGGCAGUGAAGAUGAGAUCUCUGGUCAUUCGCCGUUUGCGGCGACUGGACAAAUCGAGGCUGUUGGUUGUUGGCAGCUAUUCCUUUGGCUAAGAAAAGUCAUGGCAGACUCUGGAGGCAUACCAACAUGAGUUCCACUCGAUGUGUGCUACACUAGCCUCCUCCGUACUCUCGUGCACUUCAUUUCACAGGGCUCCAACAUACGCUAAAUUCAAAGCUAAACAUCCCCUUUCUCAGAAACACAAUUCCCUUCUCGCUGUUAGUGUAGUCCUGAGUACCAGAAACCGUGUAAUCUUGCGGCUGAUGUGCGGAGGCAUUCGCGUAUACGAUGACGCUUGGUAUUUCAUGAGCUUGCGUGACCGAACAUGUGAAGGUCCAACGCAUAACUGGACCAAACUCAGGGGCUCUCUCAAAUAAACGUAGGGAAACGAAAUUUGAACUUUCUAUAAAA